UCUUUUCUGUACCAGGAGGUACAUCAACCCGCGGUGCUGGAGAAGCCAAGAGAAGGGGGAGGAAGGAUCUCUCACCUUCCCCCCAGAUGAGAAGAUCAUGCUAUGGCAGAAUUGGCGACGACGACGGCCAGCAGCAGCAGCAGCAGAGGUGGCAACGGGAGGCACGGGAGCAGCAGCAGCAGCAGCAGUAGUAGCAAUAGCAGCAACAAUCCUGCAGCAGGGGCGGCGGCGGCGGUAGCGGAGGGAGAGGGAGAUGGAGAAGAAAGAGGAGGAAAAAGAGGGGGACAAGGGACAGCGGCGGCUGUGAACCCCCAGGAUGAGGACUACGAGUGCAAGAUCUGCUACAACUACUUCGACUUGGACCGGCGGGCCCCCAAGCUUCUGGAAUGCCUGCACACCUUCUGCCAGGAGUGCCUGAGCCAGCUGCAAAUCCGCGGGGCUGCCCAGCAGGAGCGCGAGCAGCAGCAGCAGCAGCAGCAGCGGCCACCCCCGGCCCCUCCGCCCUGGCGCCCGGGGCCAGCGGCAGCUGCCGAAGCCGGGGCUGGGCCCGCCAGCCCCGGUCCUAGCUCCUCGGGCCUCGGGGGUAUUGCCUGCCCGGUGUGCCGCCACCGCACGGCCCUGCCCGACAGUCGCGUGCACAGCUUGCCCAACAACACUAAGUUCUCCGAGGCCUUUCCGCUCUAUCUGCGCGCUGCGCAGGAUCCGCUUCCCCAGGACAGCCUCCCCCCGCUGCCACUGCCGCUGCCGCUGCCGCUGCCCCCACCCCGGCGCGCCGGGGGCUCCCAACCGCACCACACCGCGCACGGCCACCCUCACGCCCACCAUCACCAUCACCACCACGCCCAUUCCCACCCGCCCCCACCGCUCGGGCAGCGGGAGGAGCCGGCCGGCGGGGCGGCCGCGGCUCCAGCGUCCGUUCCGGCCCCGGCCCAGGCCCCGGUGCCCCUCGGCCGCGGUGGCCUGGGUUCCUCUGCCGGGCCCGCGGGAGGAGGCGGAUACGAAAGCUGCCAGAACUGCAAGCGGGCAGCGCUGACGGCGGGCUGCGUGUGCGUGGUCUUCUCCUUCCUUUCCAUGGUGGUGCUGCUCUUCACCGGCCUCAUCUUCGUGAACCACUACGGCGGGGGUGGAGGCGGGAGUGGCGUGCCCGGGACAGCCCCUGGCACCACACCAGGAGGCUCGCCGUCGCCGUCGCCCGUGGGGCCCAUCUGCCUCUCGGUGGCCAGCAUCCUGGCCUUGUUCUCUGUCGUGGUCACCUGGGUCAUCUGCUGGCUCAAGUACCGGCCCGAAGGGGCGGCCGGGGGCUCGGCGGCAGCCGCCACUGCUGGGGGCGGGGGCAGCGGUGGAGCUGGGGGGGGAGGAGGAGGAGGAGGAGGAGGCGCUGUCCCCCGGGGCCGGGCUGCGGCCACUGCUGGUAGCCGGAGGAACAACACGUAA
Molecule: messenger RNA, 1434 nt
Organism: Antechinus flavipes (yellow-footed antechinus)
Lineage: Eukaryota; Metazoa; Chordata; Mammalia; Dasyuromorphia; Dasyuridae
Gene: RNF228
Product: translation initiation factor IF-2
Exons: 1
Coding region: 103-1434 (443 amino acids)
Biological process (GO): protein ubiquitination
Molecular function (GO): ubiquitin protein ligase activity
Source: RefSeq, a predicted model, not a curated record